This is a messenger RNA of Trichomonas vaginalis G3, 738 nucleotides long. RefSeq names its product keratin-associated protein family. The record is from RefSeq and is a predicted model, not a curated record. NCBI's taxonomy places the organism in Eukaryota, Parabasalia, Trichomonadida, Trichomonadidae. The coding region runs from base 1 to 738 and encodes 245 amino acids. The transcript has a single exon.
AUGUAUGACAACAUCUCUGAUUUCACAAGAUAUGAUGACGACCAUGACCCCGAACACGGUGAAGAAGAAGUUUUACAAACAUCCAUUAAGACAGGAAAGGUUUUAACUCAAAGUCUCAUUAUUGACACCAAAGAUGGCGAAGUGGACGUUCUUCAAGAGCUGAAGAAAAAUACUUCUUCGGGAGGUGGUGGUAGGCAUGAACUUGAAAUAAAUGAGAUAGAAGAGAAAUUAGCCGAAAAAGCAGAUAAAAACCAUGUUCAUUAUAUAAGUUCAGACGAACAGAUUAUAACGGACUACCAUGGAUAUUUAACACAGGAUGAACAAAUAAGCACUGAAGAUGUUAAUGAAAGAAGAUAUAGAUUCAUUCGUGCUAAAGGUUAUGACAUAUACUGUACUGUACAGUAUGACACAGGUAAAGCACCAGAAGCAUUUGGUUAUAACAAUGAAAUUUAUGCCUCUAGUUUCUUUGUUAACGGUGUAUUAGUUGAACCAAGAUUUACUUUGAGAGUUAAGGCAAAAAUAACUUUUGAAGAUGCUAUUAAAAGUAAAGCCAGCAAAGAUGAACUUGAAGCAAUGAACAAAGUUUUGAAAUCUCAUAAACACAAUAUCUCCGAUAUAAAUGAACUUCAAGCUACAUUAAAUAGUAAAGCUGACAAGAACCAUACACAUGAAUCCUUCACUACUGUUAGAGCAGACGACAUAAUAUUGAACUAUACCUUGGUUCAAGUGCACCUUUAG